UGAGAUGUCAAUUACCAAAAGAAAACCCUAAAACCAUUAUCAUCAAUCAAUCUCACCAUCUUUUUACCAGUUCUAAGAAGAGUCAACAAAAACCAAGUUUCUCUCUCAUGGUGAGUCUGUAACCGUCUGAUAAGAACCAGAAAUCAUGGCGGCCGAAGCUUCAAAGACGACUUCAUCGGCCGAUUCUUACAUCGGUAGUUUAAUCAGUCUUACAUCAAAGAGUGAGAUCAGAUAUGAAGGCAUUCUCUACAGCAUCAACACUGAGGAAUCCAGUAUUGGCCUCCGAAACGUUAGAUCGUUUGGAACUGAAGGACGAAAGAAAGAUGGUCCUCAAGUAGCCCCGAGUGAUAAGGUUUAUGAAUAUAUACUCUUCCGUGGAAGUGACAUCAAGGAUUUGCAGGUGAAAUCUUCUCCUGUUCAGCCAGUUGCGUCAACAUCAGCAGUUGACAAUGAUCCUGCUAUUAUUCAGUCUCAUUACCCUCACCCGCCUUCAGCUUCUACAAAUCUGCCACCAGCUGUUAGUGCACCACCAGCUGAUGCUAAUUCUCAUGGACAACAGCUUGGACACCCUGGCUCGAGUUUCCCAGGUGCUCUACCUUUGUACCAACCUGGUGGAAAUUUAGGGUCAUGGGGGCCAUCACCUCCUCCUGGUGCAAAUGGCAGUGGACUUGCUAUGCCUAUGUACUGGCCUGGGUUUUAUGGCCCUCCAAAUGGGCUUCCUCAUAUGCCCCAGCAGACAUUGCUUCGACCACCCCAUGGACUCUCUGUGCCACCUUCGCUGCAGCAACCAAUGCAAUAUUCUGGGUUCAAUCCGACUUUAUUAACAGGAGCUUCGAAUUUGACUGGCCCAAAAUUUCCCGAGAUCCCCCCCAGUUUGGCUAGCUCAAGCAGUACUGCAACUAAUGUUAAUGUUACAUCAACAUCUUUACCGCAGUUCAUGCCUCCUGUCCCAUCCACCAGUCUAGCAUCUGAUACAUCAUCUGGUUCUGCAGUAUCUAAGGCUCCCAAUACUGGGCUUCUUUUAACGCCUAGCUUCCCGUCAAUAUCUUCAUUGGCAAUUUCUGCUCCUGAUGCUAGUAUUAAUGCACCUGCUGUCUCUAACAAGGUCAAUGCUACUUCUAGUUCCAGCUUGCCAAACCCAAGCCUUUCUCAAACAACAUCAUCUGUCAUCAGUUCCUCCACUUCAAACCAGACAGAAACCGCAAAACCUUCUCUGGUCACUCCAGAUCAACUUGCACAAUCUGCACAAGUGCCAAAAUCUUCAUCUCCAUCCCCACAAGUUUCUCAUAAAGAUGUGCAAGUUGUUCAAGUGCCGUCAGCAUCAUCAUCAGAUGCAAAAGCAGAAGUAGUGAAGGAAGCACAGCCUCCUAUAUUGCCACUGCCCCCAGCGUCAAGGGCUUUUCACAAGCCUAAUGGAACCCAGUUUCAUCCACGUCAUAAUUACAAUUAUCGGGGACGUGAAAGAGGAAGAGGAAGUGGGAGCUCACGCCCAGUCACAAGAUUUACUGAGGAUUUUGAUUUCACUGCCAUGAAUGAAAAGUUCAAAAAGGAUGAAGUAUGGGGUCAUCUUGGUAAGAGUAACAAGUCCCUCACUAAAGACAAGGAUGGUAAUGGUGGGGAUGAUUCUGAAGAGGAAGGUGAAGUGGAAUUGCCUCAAACUGAUGCCAAGCCUAUUUAUAAUAAGGACGACUUCUUUGAUACUCUCUCCUGCAACACUCUUGAUCAUGACUCACAAAACGGAAGGACAAGGUUCUCUGAGCAGUUGAAGAUAGAUGCAGAGACAUUUGGUGAUUUCGUGAGAUAUCGUGGUGGACGUGGUGGGCGUGGACCAAAUCGUGGUGGGCGAGGUCGUGGCUCUUAUUAUGGAAGGGGGUAUGGAUACCCUGGGAGGGGGCGAGGGCGUGGCAUGUCUAAUCGGCCACUUUGAUCAGUACUGCAUGUAUUUUGGCAAAUAUCACUUUGGUUGGAAGUGCUAGAAGAUGUCGUUUCUGCUCUUGCUAACAUUUGUUGAUUCAGUUAGUUUGGCUAAGGUUAUUUUGCAUCUUUUGGUUGUUUGCGGGCUUGUUUUCCAUUAAUAUUCUCGGUUUAUAAAGCAAGCAGCUAUUCAGCAGAGAGAAAUUAUCAGAAGAAAUUUGUAGUUUUUUUUAUUGAUUGACAUAAAGUUGUUCAGUGAUGUAAAGUGGAACUAGUUGAUUGUGAUUGUUUGGUCGACUUCUUAGAUCAACUAGUUUCAAGUCACUUUAUGCUGCAAUGGUAUGUCCUGGGUUGUGCAGCCUGUUUUUA
Molecule: messenger RNA, 2283 nt
Organism: Beta vulgaris subsp. vulgaris (sugar beet)
Lineage: Eukaryota; Viridiplantae; Streptophyta; Magnoliopsida; Caryophyllales; Amaranthaceae
Product: protein decapping 5
Exons: 8
Coding region: 146-1927 (593 amino acids)
Biological process (GO): P-body assembly; cytoplasmic stress granule assembly
Cellular component (GO): P-body
Molecular function (GO): mRNA binding
Source: RefSeq, a predicted model, not a curated record